AUGGAGAUGAAACACGUAGCCUUACCGGUCAUGACGCCGUAGCACUCCGCACGGGGAUUGAAUACUGGCGACGAUGGACGGGAAAUGGCCGGGCGCCCCCAAUGCGGCCCCGCCAAUCACAUCAUUUCAGCGGCAUCUCAUAUGGAUAGCAAGGUGAACUCACUCUGCACUUUGCACACCUGAGAGAGGCUGUGACAAGUGUACAGAGUUAUGGCGUUACUCCUGGAGCCUUGUCAGCAAAGACUGGUCACAGACGCCGUGGGAUGGAAGACAGUCAAGCGGGCGGUGUUGGCUGUAGCAGUGACUACUCCCCAAAGACGAAGAUUUGGAGUUACCUCGGGUCUGCUGCGAGAACGACUCCGCGUACCUCCCGUAAGAGAAGAGCAAGCAGCAGACAGCAGGAACGCUUCCAAAGUGUUUGAAAGUGCAGAUGCAGCAGUCGCAGAUCUGAAAGAAGGCACAACCAUUCUUAGUGCUGGGUUUGGUCUUUCUGGAGUUGCAGAGACCUUGAUCGAUGCAAUCCGCAAGAAGGGCACUCGGAACCUAACAGUGGUGUCCAACAACGCGGGUGCCGGAGAAUAUGGUCUCGCCAAGCUCACCUCCACAGGCCAAAUCUCUCGCAUGAUCGUGUCAUUCAUCGGAAACAACAAGUCUCUAGGCAAACAGUACCAUGACGGUCAGGUCGCCAUCGAGCUAUGUCCUCAGGGCACCAUCGCCGAACGCCUAAGGGCAGCCGGGGCGGGAGUUCCAGCCUUCUACACGGCGACCGGAAGCCGCACGUUGAUCGAGACCGGCGGGAUCCCCCAUCGUCUCGGGCCCAAGGAUGAACAAACCGGCAAGUAUGCCGUUGCUGAGCCAGGUAGACCCAGAGAGACGCGCAUAUUCGACGGACGCUCGUACAUGAUGGAGACGGCACUGAAAGGCGACCUGGCCAUCGUGCGGGCAUGGAAGGUCGACGAGGCUGGCAAUUGCAUCUUCCGCUCCACCACCAAGACGUACGGUGUAUUGAUGCCGAAAGCCGCGAAACUGGCCAUCGUCGAGGCGGAGAAUAUCGUACCCAUCGGCGCCUUGGAUCCAGAUCACAUCGACUUACCAGGCAUUUACAUCGACCGCAUCUGUCCCGCAACGUCGGACAAGCAUAUUGAGAAGCUUGUUCUGGCGCCCACACAGGACGCUACUGAAGCAAAGAGUGAGGAAGCCGUCAAGCGCAAUCGCAUCGCAAAACGUGCUGCAGAAGAGUUCAAGGACGGAUUCUACGUCAAUCUCGGCGUAGGCAUUCCGACGCUUGCACCUUCGUUCCUGCCUGCGUCCACGAAAGUCUGGCUGCAAUCGGAGAACGGCAUCAUCGGCAUGGGUCCUUACCCGAAGACCCGUGAGGAGGCAGACCCCGACACGAUCAACGCAGGUAAAGAAUCUGUUACGCUCAUUCCUGGCGCGUCGACGUUUGAUUCGGCCGAGUCCUUUGGCAUGAUCCGUGGUGGGCACGUCGACGUGUCUCUUUUAGGGGCCCUGCAGGUCUCGGCAUCCGGUGAUUUGGCGAACUACAUAAUUCCUGGCAAGGCGUUUAAUGGUAUGGGAGGUGCGAUGGACCUAGUCAGUAAUCCUGACAAGACCAAGAUCAUUGUUUGCACGUACCACAGCGAUAAGGAUGGUCGGAGCAAAGUUGUCGAUGUGUGCGAUCUGCCGCUCACUGGAAAGGGUGUCGUGAGCACCAUUAUCACCGAGUUGGCCGUCUUCCAAGUUGAUAGAAUCGGUGGGACAGGCCUAGUACUCACUGAGACAGCAGAGGGUGUCAGCGUGGAUGAGGUCAGAGAAAGGACAAGCGCGAAGUUCACUGUGGCUGAAAAUGUCGGUAUUAUGGAUUAAGUAGAUCGCUGCAUGUAAGCUCAUCAACGAUGGGCACGGCCAAUCCGCACUGCUUGGUGCUGUAUUGCCAGAUCGAGAACCUGAGUGGCUUCGAACGUCGAUGAACAAUCUUGCCAUGUCUGAAUCGUGCGGCCCGCCCCUCAAAGUGCAUCGAUUCUGCCCAACAGCCACUGCAAGUGGCGGUAAGAGCUUCGCGGCUGGAAUUGAGGCUGCAUGUGCCCGCUGAGAUAUGUCUCCGCCC
Molecule: messenger RNA, 2107 nt
Organism: Exophiala viscosa
Lineage: Eukaryota; Fungi; Ascomycota; Eurotiomycetes; Chaetothyriales; Herpotrichiellaceae
Exons: 2
Coding region: 211-1866 (551 amino acids)
Biological process (GO): ketone body catabolic process
Molecular function (GO): succinyl-CoA:3-oxo-acid CoA-transferase activity
Source: RefSeq, a predicted model, not a curated record